Molecule: messenger RNA, 1608 nt
Organism: Clonostachys byssicola
Lineage: Eukaryota; Fungi; Ascomycota; Sordariomycetes; Hypocreales; Bionectriaceae
Source: the annotation of a GenBank genome assembly
AUGAAGACCAAGGACGUCGAGACUGACCCAGCCGCAGGCUCUGAGAUUGAUGGCCAGGUGGAGGUUAGAGAACUCCGCCGCAACUUCAAUUUCUGGAGUUUAUGUGGAGUUGGCCUGAUGACUGGCAGUACAUGGCCAUCUUUGGGUGGGAGUAUUGCUGUCGUUAUUUAUAAUGGGGGUGCACCAGGUGCAAUCUAUGAACUUAUCGCCGUUUCCUGCUUCUACUGGAUGAUCGCUGCUUGCAUUGCGGAGUUAUCCUCGGCGAUCCCAUCGUCAGCCGGAGUUUACCAUUUUGCCUUUGUUGCCAGCGGCCCCAAGCAUGGCCGUGCGGCCAGUUGGUUCGCAGGGUACUUCAACGGUCUUGCGUGGACUUUUGGCGCGGCCAGUGUUAGUUCCGUUGUUGCCAAUCAGAUCCUUGCUCUGUAUCAACUGUUCCAUCCAAGCUACGAGGAGCAGAGAUGGCACCUAUUUAUCAUAUACCUUGGGUUCAUCUGGAUCAGCUGCACCAUAGUUCUCUUUGGCAACCGUAUCCUCCCUAUCAUGGGCGAUCUUGGAGCUUCCCUUAUUAUCAUUGGGUUCCUCAUCAUCGUCAUCACUUGUGCCGCCAUGCCCAAUCGUGCCGGGGCUGGCUAUGCUGACAGUAGCUUUGUGUGGAGCGACUGGGUGAACCUCACUGGCUACAGCUCCGACGCGUUCGUCUUCAUGAUGGGCAUGCUCAACGCUGCGUACGCCGUUGGCACGCCUGACGUUGUCACCCAUCUCGCCGAGGAGAUUCCCGAGCCACAGAAGAACAUUCCCAAAGCCAUCGGCAUCCAGAUGGUAAUUGGCUUCGUCACCGCCUUUAUCUUCCUGAUCACAACCUUCUACGCAGUUCACGAACCCAGCGAUCUGUUCUCCCCGACAUCCUCGCUCUUCCCCAUGGUAGACGUCUUCAUUCAGGCUACUGGGACCAAAGCAGGUGCUCUGGGACUUGUUAUUGUCAUGAUUGCCCCAGCUUUGUUCAUGAGCGUGGGCGGCUUCCUUACCGCUUCCCGCAUCGUUUACACCAUGGCUCGAGAUCACGGCACUCCCUUCAGCGCCACCAUGGCCCAGAUCCAUCCACGCUGGGAAAACCCCUUCGCAGCGACGCUCUGCUGUGCCAUCCUCUCGACGCUGAUGGGUUUCAUCUAUCUCGGCUCGUCGACCGCCUUCUACGCCUUUGUCGGCUGCUUCGUCAACCUCACUAUACUGUCAUACUUCGGCGCCAUUUUCCCCUACCUCAUUACGGGCCGCAAGUACGUCACACGGGGCUGGUUCCGCAUGCCUAAUUACCUGUUCGUCCCCUUGGCGACCCUGUCAUGCCUAUACGUUGUCACAUUUUUCGUCAUCUUCUGCUUUCCGCCAGCUCUGCCAGUCGAUGCCGUCAAUAUGAACUAUACAAGCGUCAUGAUUGCUGGCCUUUCGGCUCUAAUGGGGAUCUACUGGUUUCUCAAGGCUCGUUAUCAGUACAAAGGGCCAGAUGAUGAACUGCUCCAGCGGCUUACAGGUGGUAACGUCCACGUCCACGCUGCUCCGGAAGAGGCCAUCUUUUCUGAUGGAAAGGCAGAGGGGGAGCACAGUUCGGCGUAG